This is a messenger RNA of Neurospora tetrasperma FGSC 2508, 186 nucleotides long. RefSeq lists its product as uncharacterized. The transcript is spliced from 3 exons. The record is from RefSeq and is a predicted model, not a curated record. The coding region runs from base 1 to 186 and encodes 61 amino acids. NCBI's taxonomy places the organism in Eukaryota, Fungi, Ascomycota, Sordariomycetes, Sordariales, Sordariaceae.
AUGGCGCAAGGCUGCCAGCACUGUACAACCGAUACCUGUCAUCGUUACUUUACCGUCUUCGGUGAUGGCGUCGUUAAGGUUCGCACCGGCACGCAGCACCAUGCUAUGCCCUGCAUACGGCUAAAGGACCACUUGGGUUCGGGCAACAAGCAGCCCAUGGGUAGAUUCCAAGAUAUUCCGAUUUAG